Molecule: messenger RNA, 1647 nt
Organism: Penicillium canariense
Lineage: Eukaryota; Fungi; Ascomycota; Eurotiomycetes; Eurotiales; Aspergillaceae
Gene: sld2
Product: protein sld2
Exons: 2
Coding region: 1-1647 (548 amino acids)
Biological process (GO): DNA replication initiation; mitotic DNA replication preinitiation complex assembly; double-strand break repair via break-induced replication
Cellular component (GO): DNA replication preinitiation complex
Molecular function (GO): DNA replication origin binding; single-stranded DNA binding
Source: RefSeq, a predicted model, not a curated record
AUGGCCGACCACGCCCUCAAUACAAGCGCCGAGGUCGCGUCAAGAGCUGUCAAUUUGCGUGCAGAAUUGAAGACCUGGGAGAAAGAUUUUGCGUCGGGACACGAGGGGCGAAAAGCUGGUCGAGAGGAUAUAAAGCAGAACCCCGACAUUGCCGCAAAAUAUAAGGAAUAUGGCCGACUCAAAGCACUCGAGUCCUCCCUUAGCCGAGGCGAGAAUCGACAGCUAGAACACUCCGAUUCCCAAUCCAAAAAACGCAAACAUGCUUCUCCUAACGGCCCAGAUCAUGCGAACUUAAUCACGACGCCACGCAAGUCGUCCAAGGGGCUCUUUGCGACCCCAUCCAAUAACCGCACCAGUCAUGUCCACCACUCGCAUGUAGACGAAUUCGUCUCACCGUCCACGUUCCGCAAACUGUUCAGCCCUAGUACACAUCGGCAGAGCGCACCAGCCCCAUCACCACUCAAGGCUGCAAUCGGACCCACCCCUCAGCGCGAUGGGAAAGCGCUCGGCCUCUUUGAUAUGUUGUCGGAGUCGGGAGGAAGCAACGCGACGCCGUCAGCGAAGAAGCAAAGGGACUUUUUGGCGGCGGGAUUCCAAACACCUUCCAAACCAAAAGCGUUCGAGCCAAUCGCAGAAGUGCCAGACGAACAGGAAGAUGAUAUAAGGCUUUCCCGCACUCCAGCAUCCUCUAACAAACAAUUCUACCUGGCCAAUCUAUUCGCGACGCCGACUACCAUGCGUUACGCGGCUAUGGUUGAAAAUGAGGAUGACAGGCUGGGACAGGAGAAUGCGCCUCCAAUUAUUGAGGCUGCUACAUCACCGCAGCCCAAUCCGUCUGAAACGCCCUCUUUCCUACGCCGCUCGAAUUUCGGUAGACUCGCACCUCCCAAUUCCAACCAGCAGAGCGCGGGACUCAGCCCCAUUGCAUCCCGCAAACCUCUGCAAUUUGCAGGCAGGGGUCUAUCCCAUCUGGUGCAAGGACUGCGCGCAAUGGAGGAAGAGCGCGAGGAUGAUGAGUGGGAUAUGCUUCGUGAAAUCGAGGAGCAAGAGGCAGCGAGCUUCCAGGUUCCGGAGAGUCAACCUGUGCAGGAGAACUAUCGACCAUAUAAGAAGAAGGGCCAGAAGCGAACUACGCGACGAGUGAUUAUGCGACCAGUCGCGCCUCGGCCGAAAGCUCGACCCAGUCCCGCUGCUGCGCCUGUCGAAGAGGAUUCAGGAAGCGAUGAUGAGCGAGCUGCGGUUCCCGAAACGCAACUCUUAGCCAUCUCAGAAGAGGUGGAUAAUGUCCGUGAGAAAGAGCAAGAUGCCGCUAACAAUAUGGGCGCUUUGCAUACCAUGUCCGAUCUCGAAUCCGACCCCGGUGCAGAGCUUGACAUUGACUCGGAUUAUGAUCCCGAGUACGACGACAAGCCCAAGCCUUUCGCUCGGGCUAAGAGUUUCUCUGAACGGAUCAAGGAAGCUGUCUCCAUGGCCAAGCCGCAAGUCAAGGAAGCCCCAUCAAAAGCCACGUCCGUCCCUGAGAAAGAAGAUAAGCCACCCAAGCCUCGGAUGAUCAAGGCGAAUGCUCAGUCCCACACGAACUACCGGAGCCUGAAGAUUCAUCAUAGAGGAGGAUCUCGGGGCCAUGGGCGGUUCCGUCGGAGAUAG